This is a messenger RNA of Lycium ferocissimum, 1636 nucleotides long. RefSeq lists its product as uncharacterized. The transcript has 8 exons. Bases 583 to 1458 code for a protein of 291 amino acids. NCBI's taxonomy places the organism in Eukaryota, Viridiplantae, Streptophyta, Magnoliopsida, Solanales, Solanaceae. The record is from RefSeq and is a predicted model, not a curated record.
GGAGAGAAAGAAGAAGAAGAAGAAGAAGAAGAAAAAAGAUAGUGAGCACUUUCUUUCUCUCUGUUUUUUUUUUUCUCUGAUACUUUUCUUUCAAUUUUCUCUGGAAAAUUUCCUUGGAAUUUUGAUACAUUUUAAGGAGGAUUGAGACUUUCUUCUGAAGGAUUUUGAGCUUUGAAGAUUUAGGAUUGUGCGAUUAUGUUUCUUUGAGUUCAGAUAUUGGAAGGAAUCUGAAAUAGAAAGAUCAGUUUGUAGGAUUAGAAGAUCGGAAUUGAACUCGAAAUCUGCUGAAUGAAGCGUUGAAAUGUCGUCAUUUUUACUGAAGAAACUCUUUGAAUGAUAUAAGUUUUGAAGAGUAUUAAUAAUCUCAAUCUCUUCUCGAAUCGGUUCAAUUCGCCAUUGACGAAGAAGAUAGAAAAGAUUUGCUGGAUUGAAAGAAAAAAAAAAUCAAAAUAGUUAAGCACACUGUUUACGGAUCCUGAUUUUCAUAGAGACGCUUAUUCAAGUGCUGAUAGACCGUCGAUUUCCAAUUUGGUUACGAAGAAAACGAGCAAUUUUACAAAGGUAUUAUAUAAAAAGGCACAAAUGGAGAAGAAUUCAAGAGAGGGAUUAUUAUUGAGAUCAGGUCAUCAUCAAAAGGAAACAAAGUCAGGUGCAACGACGUCGUCUGAUUUCGUGUUACAGUGGGGGAACCGGAAAAGACUUCGGUGCAUGAAGGUACAGAAUAAGAAUAAUAGUCACCACAACAACAAUAAUAAUAACAAUGACUCUGCCGAUUCGGUGGCGGUGCAGAGAACGGGUCGGGUCGAUCGUCGGGUUGUGAGAUCCGAUCUAAACAAGGACUCAAGCAAUCAACAACCCGCUACCACUAACACUGCAGCCGGGGCUAGUAGUAACGGUUAUUUGAAUCUCCGGCAAAGAGCGGCGUCUCCUUCUCAUCGAAUUCUCAGGAAUUCGGAGAAUUCAAUUGGGAUGAGAGAAAGGAGCAACGGGUUAAGAGGAAUGGCAUCACCAGACAAAGUGGGUGGUGCUCACGAUAAGCGAGGGAGUGCGCACGUUAACCACCACCACCACCAAAACGGUAAGACCAAUAAUGAUGAUGCUAGCAACCACCAACAGGGUGGGUCUGCAUCAUCGGAAACUGCGCAUGAUAGCAAGAAAGGAUGUGGUGGGUCGUCAUCAGGAAGUGAGGCGGUUCCGAUGGUGUGGCCACCGAAGUUUGUGAUAGGGUUAACAAACAAGGAGAAAGAAGAGGAUUUCAUGGCUAUCAAAGGCUCUAAGCUACCUCAACGACCCAAGAAAAGAGCCAAGUUCAUUCAACGUACCCUCAAUCUGAUAAGUCCAGGGGCAUGGCUAUGUGAUUUGUCCUUGGAGCGAUAUGAAGUUAGAGAGAAGAAAGUAUCCAAGAAGAGACCAAGAGGGCUCAAAGCAAUGGGAAACAUGGAAUCUGACUCGGAGUAGACUAGACUACUGUCUUCUGUUUUGAAACCGUUUCAUCGAGUGGGAAAAAGGAAAAAAGGCAAAAACAACGACUUGAGUGAGAAUAUGAGCUUUUGGUGUUCCUUAAGAUCAAAUGUACUUUUUCUUGAUGUUUUUCUCGCCUUUGCAUCAAUUAAAAGAUAAAAAAUGUUUAGCCCCA